AGAACAUGAAGUUGGUGCAAUUAACAGAGCUUUUACUUUGCUUGGUAAUAUCUUGUGUCCAGCAGAAUCCACAAGAAGACAUUUGCAAAGGCCUCCCGGAUGGUCAGUUCGUUGGAGACCCUAGCGAUUGUAGUCGUUUCUAUAUGUGUGAUAAUGGAUUUGGAACGGGUGCAAACUGUCCAGCCGGAAUGUUGUUUGACACAUUGCAAAAUCGGUGCAAUUUUGAACAUGACGUUGAUUGCGGUGUAGCUACCGAGCCUGAAGAAACCACCACCGUUCCAACGACUGCUACUUCUGAAGAGAUAGAAACAACCACCAACGCUGCAAGUGAUGUUGACGAGUUCUGUAGAAGCACCGAUCCCAGCGUUCCCAGCUUCUAUCCUAGCAGUACAAACUGUGAAGAAUAUUAUAUUUGUGUGAACCAGAAACCAUUUCGACUGUCUUGUGCCAGGGGGCAACAUUGGAACCAGCAAAAACGAUAUUGUGAUGAUCCUGCCGCAGUUGACUGCCUGGUGGAUGUGCCACCUGUUGAAUUCGAAAAGUGUCCAACCAAGGGACAUGCAUUUUUUCCACAUCCAGAGAUCUGUGAAUUUUUCUUGUUCUGCGAUUCCGGAGAACUCUCCGUACAGAUGUGUCCGUUCUACUAUCAAUGGGACAGCAGUCAUGAAACUUGUGUUCUGAAGCACAUAUCCGAUUGCACCAAAAGCAGCGUCAGUGAUGUCAAGUGGAAUUAACUUCUGAGUAGACCGAGUGUGAAUUGCUUGAAAAUAGGUCUACUGUAGAAUCUCGGCAGCAUUUCACGACUUAAAUACAAUCAAUUGGUUAUUUAAGCUCUAU
Molecule: messenger RNA, 837 nt
Organism: Ochlerotatus camptorhynchus
Lineage: Eukaryota; Metazoa; Arthropoda; Insecta; Diptera; Culicidae
Product: peritrophin-1-like
Exons: 2
Coding region: 6-734 (242 amino acids)
Cellular component (GO): extracellular region
Molecular function (GO): chitin binding
Source: RefSeq, a predicted model, not a curated record